Messenger RNA from Schistosoma haematobium, 3166 nucleotides. RefSeq lists its product as uncharacterized. The transcript is spliced from 6 exons. Gene Ontology annotation, biological process: Ras protein signal transduction. The coding region runs from base 326 to 910 and encodes 194 amino acids. The record is from RefSeq and is a predicted model, not a curated record. Gene Ontology annotation, molecular function: GTP binding; GDP binding; GTPase activity. Gene Ontology annotation, cellular component: plasma membrane. Lineage: Eukaryota; Metazoa; Platyhelminthes; Trematoda; Strigeidida; Schistosomatidae.
CUUGAUCAAAUCACCUAUACCACUCAGACUUUGUCCUUUCAUAAAUCGCGCGUGUAUGAGCCACAAAUUUGUUUGGAAUCGGACACAGUUUUGAUUUGACCGCUUCUGCCAAAACUUGCAAGUUGUCGAGAUGGAGCACCAAUCGCUUUGUGACUGUUUGACCAUAUGGUGCUCAGCGACCUCCAUCAAUGACCAAGGCCACCGGGUCGUUGUAUACUGUGUAUAAUCAUAUGACUAGAAGCUUUUAGUCUCCACAUUGUACUUGCUAGUGUUUGCGCCUAUAGGAUUUAAUUUUACCUAAUAAUUCCCCCAAACAUCAGCAUUAAUGCAACAACCAACUAUUUUAAGAAUUGCCAUCGUUGGAUCUGGUGGGGUUGGCAAGAGUUCUCUAACUCUCCAGUUUGUGUAUAGUGAGUUUCUUCAGGACUAUGAACCAACAAAAGCCAAUUCGUACAGGAGAAAAAUGACGUUGGAUGGGGUGCCACUACAAUUUGAUAUUCUAGAUACUGCAGGUCAGGAAGAUUAUAGAGGGAUUCGAGAUUAUUUUUUUAAAAUUAGUGAAGGUUUUAUAUUGGUGUUUGCUAUUGACGAUAGCGAAUCCGUUAACUCUUUGGCAACAUUUCGUGAGCAUAUUCUUCGUAUUAAGCAAUCUGACCAAGUACCAAUGUUAAUUGUGGCUAAUAAAUGUGAUCUGAAAGGUUGUGUUCGAAAUAAUUAUAUCAGUCAAGGCAAGCAGUAUGCAGAUGAUUGGCAUCUUGACUUUAUCGAAACUUCAGCAAAAACAUACAGUGAUGCUGAAAGGGUAUUUCUUGAAAUUGGUAAAAAAAUUCGUGAAUCACAUAUGGCCAGUAUACAAUAUCCGAGAAAAGUGGAAAACUACAAACGAAGAAAAAAGUGUACAAUUUUGUAAAGAUCAGCAUAAACCUGUACAUCUUGAUGAACAUUCUCAGAUUCGUGCUCCAUGAAUUCAGUGUAGAAUGUGAAUGAAAGCAAGAAAUAUGGGAGAACAUGUAAAAAUUUUGUUAAUCUCGUUAUCUCUAUUUUUCAACAAAUGAUCAAAUUUUAUUUUUAGAAUCUUUUUACGUUUGUUUUAUGAUUUCACUUUUUCCUUCUUUCUUUUAUUCUUUACCUUCCUGUCGUAUGUGUGCAUGUGCUUAUUUCUAUAAAAGUUAAUAUAAACAAUCAUUGUUUGUUGUUUUUUGUUCUCUCAAAGAGAAGGGGGUCAGGUUGGUUGUCCCCACUUAUGUAUUUGUGAUUUUUAUCCCAAAUUAAUUUAUGAAAGUGCACUCAUCAUCAAAACAGCCGGUGUGAUGAUGUUUCGUAUUUUUGAGAAUUCUUUUCAAAGUGUUUAGCGUAUUUAUUUAUUUCCUAUCGAAUUACACACAGUUCUUUAUAAAUGUAACUAUAUGUACAAAUUUAUUUAUCUAUUUAUAUUCGUAACUAAACACAUUGGCGAUCAUAAAGCAUUUUGUUUACCUGUUGUUAUUGUUUUUACACGUUCUAUUCACGUGAUUUUCUAGGAUUAUAAUUUUAAACAAACUUUCAAAUCAAUAACUGAAAUUAAUUUAAAUGUACUCCUUUCCGAAUUGGUUUUUGGUUUGUUCUUCAUGAGUAUUUAGGAAAUUAUCUUUUUCGUUUUUCCUUGUGUUUGACACCGAAAUUGAUUUAUAUUGUCUCAAAUCUUAUCUGUUUGUCACAAUGCAUAUCUUUUCUAUAUGUGGGACAGUCUCAGCAACUGUUCGUCUGUUUUUAUUUAGUCUUAUAUAUUAGUUUAUGUAAGAUUCACAAGUUAAUCACCUUCCCAUAUAAAGGAAUUCCGUUAAUGCUUCACACACUUGUAUAAGUGUAAUAGUUCGAUUCUCCGAAAUUCACUUCUUUCUUUUUUAGUACUGCUCAUGAGUACCGUUUCUGUCUAAAUGUUAUUGUUCAUUCGUUUUUUUAAUGUUCUGUGAUUCUCACUUUUUCCAUUCUUCACUAUCAUUUCAGCUUCUGGAUUGCUUCAGAAUAGGUGCUCUUUUUUGCUUCUAUGUUUCUACCAAUACUACUAAUACUUCUACUGAAACAAUACAAAAAAACUAGAUAUUUGAUCAAUUGGUAAUGCUUAGGUCUUUGCAAUGAAUUGGUGCUAUUGAUAUUUUUCUCUAAAUUUGACAUAAUAUUAUACUAGAUCUGUGUAUGUAUUUGUGUAUAACGGUCUUUGCAAAUGAGAAAAAACAACACCACAGCUCAAUAGGAUCACACUCGUUUUGAAAUGUACUCAAUAAUGAUGAUGCCUAUCUUUGAUAUCGUUGCGAUUUGUAUAAUGUACCAUAUAUAUAUGGCCUAUGUACCUCUUAAUUAUUGUUUUUUUAUUCCUUCGAGAUUAAUACAUUGAAAUUGCUGAAUAAAUAAUAUAUCGUUUUUCUUACAAAUUGUGUUACUAGAGAAUAGUUAUCGUCAAGUUUACAGCAUAAUUACACUAGGUAGAUAUUGCCGCUAUUUGAAUGUAUCUUAUGGGAUGGAGUAUAAAUAUUAGUUGAAAAUACCUGAGAAUUGUAGUGCAAAUUAUACUUUACUAAGUCAUGAAAUUUCCAUGGAAGGUGCAUAAAGAACUAUGAUAUUUGGCCAAUAUUUUUAAAACGAAAAAGAUUUGGGAAGUUGUACGGUGAAAAUGAAAAUUACACUUGACAGUAUAUAUGUGCUUACUUAUUUCUAAUAUUAAUAUUUUGUUGGUCUAAACUUGUGUAUUCUUUUAGUUCAUGCUCUAAUCGUACUCUUUAAUAUUUGCUUUUUAGUGUAGAAGUAGGUUGAACAAAAGCUGAGGUGGUGAUCAAGCCAAAACAGACUACUAGCCCAUAAAGUCAUUGACUGUUAAGGUGAAUUGUGUGGGGUGGUGUUGAUUCCCUGAUCAAGUACAAUGUAAUAUUCAUGAUCAAUGGUUGUAGACAUUAAGCGAUAUGACCCGAAAUCGGUCUUAAUUUUCCAGAUGUUAUUCACUUCUUAUCUCCUUAGAUCUUAUACCAUCAUUUCCAUUUUUCUUUAUAUAUAACCUUAAAACAAUUCAGAGAGGUCAUCCUUUUUCAAUAAAUUCAUCGACAAACAUUAUUUCUCAGGUUUAUUUAAAUAUUAACUCUUAGCAACUAGUGAUAUUUUUCUAUUUAAACGGACUUUUUCUCAGAAUAAUAUA